This is a messenger RNA of Filobasidium floriforme, 893 nucleotides long. RefSeq lists its product as uncharacterized. The transcript is spliced from 6 exons. The record is from RefSeq and is a predicted model, not a curated record. The coding region runs from base 39 to 647 and encodes 202 amino acids. NCBI's taxonomy places the organism in Eukaryota, Fungi, Basidiomycota, Tremellomycetes, Filobasidiales, Filobasidiaceae.
AAUCUCACUACAGCAUAUUCCACUACAGCAGCACCAUCAUGACCGCCACCGCCCGUAGCACUCACAAAUCGCACGUCGCUUUACUGAGCACACUCCUGCUCGUCUCGCUAGCCACGGUCGGAAUCACCGCAGGCUUUAUCGAAUACAUGAAUGCGCUCAACGUCACGAUCCCGGCUUCAGACUUCACCAAGUAUAGCGAGAACGACCACCGCUAUAUCGGUGCGGAGUACUUUCACGCCAACGGAGUCGCCUUAGCAGGAGGUUUGAUCACAUGCCUCACGACCCUGUACUUCCUGAUCGGGAACACCUCUUCCAUCAUGCUCGGAAAGAGCCCUCGAGCGACCAGUGUGGCCUUAGAACUAUUCUUCUUUAGCGUCGGAUGGAUCUUGUCGAUCGUCGGCUCGGCCCUCUUCACCAGCAACAUCCGAUGGACAUCUUGCGUCGGCGAUGGGUUCUGCGGGUUCGCGACGACGACGAUGGCAUUCGGUUGGCUCUUGGUCGCUGUGACGACGGCUAUCCUCGGCUUACUUGCCUACUAUGGUUUCACGAACUCUUCUUCCAACAUCGACGGACACCCCAUCUCGGUCUGGGGCGAAUCAACCUUGUCCCGAAGCUCGAGAGGAGCAGAGAAGCUGGAGCUGUUAUAGAGCGGCAAACUCCAUCGCUGGAGCUGUAUCGGAGAUGCGACAGAGCUUGAGAAGAAAAGAAAGCGAUAACGAUAAUGCAUUAAGCCUUCGAGAACAAGGUCAUCGUUCAAUGAGAUCUUGAACGAAAUGCGCUGGCGCGUACGGAAUAUGAAAAUUGUGCAAGAAUAUCCCCUAUAAUUCAUGAUGUGGAGCAUUACGAGAUUUACAAGCCAAGGCUCACGCUCAUACAUCUAUAAUCAUGUCUGG